This is a messenger RNA of Fulvia fulva, 465 nucleotides long. RefSeq lists its product as uncharacterized. Lineage: Eukaryota; Fungi; Ascomycota; Dothideomycetes; Mycosphaerellales; Mycosphaerellaceae. The record is from RefSeq and is a predicted model, not a curated record. The coding region runs from base 1 to 465 and encodes 154 amino acids. The transcript has a single exon.
AUGUCGUACGUCAUCUCUGACUGGCGCUUUGAAGCGCGUCGGCCGGUGGCACUGGGAUUAGAUGGCGAUAUCGAAGAGAUGGAAACGUCGUCGUUUGUGUCCACGCCUGGUGUCGAACCGCUCUUGUCGUACCGACACCUGGAUCGUGCGACUCUUGAGAUUCGACUCUUGCGGUUCUUCGCGAACGAUGAAGGAGAUCUCAUCGGCUCUCUCAGCCAAGCUCGCCUCGAGGACUCCAAGAUCCAAUACGACGCACUGUCUUAUGUCUGGGGUAGUCACGCAAAGUCAAUGCACAUUACGAUCGAUGGUCAGACACUUGCGAUAACACGAAACCUGCAGAAAGCUUUGACUCUACUGGUCAGCGUCACUGCACGACCACUAUGGGUAGAUGCUAUCUGCAUCGAUCAGACCAACACGGGGGAGCGUAAUCAUAUAGUCUCACUUAUGCAUGGGAUAUAUAGAUAG